ACAGCACCCACUUCCUAGGGAGGUUGACGGGAUGCAUUAAAGAUGGCUCGCGGAAUUGGAUGCAACGCGAAUUACAUCCCAUUCAUUUUGGAGUAACGUUGGCGAAACCUAAAACGACCGGCGGACGUCAGAAGCGAGGGCUCUGCGGCGUAAGAGCCGCCGCUUGCUGUUCUUCGUACCGGCGGCCCGGCGUCUCGCGAGCCGCUCGCGCCCGGUUUUGUUUACGACGCGCGCCCGCCGCUCGUGCGCCUAUUUGUAAAUAUCAUACUGGCGGAAAAUGGCCACCAUGGAGAAGCUAAUGAAGGCCUUCGAAUCGCUGCGCUCCUUCCAGCAGCAGCAGGGACCGCCGUCGGCUGAGGAGCUGGUGCAGAAGCAGAAGAAAGAUCUUACCACCACCAAAAAGGACAGGGUGACUCACUGCCUGACGAUAUGCGAAAACAUCGUGGCCCAGUCCCUGAGGACCUCCCCGGAGUUUCAGAAGUUGCUGGGCAUCGCCAUGGAGAUGUUCCUGCUGUGCAGCGACGACGGCGAGUCCGACGUCAGGAUGGUGGCGGACGAGUGCCUCAACAAGAUCAUCAAGGCACUCAUGGACUCCAACCUUCCCCGUCUUCAGCUCGAGCUGUACAAGGAGAUUAAGAAGAACGGCGCCUCGCGGAGCCUCAGGGCAGCGCUGUGGAGAUUCGCGGAGCUCGCCCACCUCAUCCGGCCGCAGAAGUGCAGGCCCUACCUGGUGAACCUACUUCCCUGCCUGACGCGCAUCAGCAAGAGACCCGAGGAGACCGUGCAGGAGACGCUGGCCACCGCCGUCCCCAAGCUCAUGGCCGCCCUGGGGAAUUUCGCCAACGACAACGAGAUCAAGGUGCUUCUGAAGGCGUUCGUGGCCAACCUGAAGUCCAGCUCGACCACCAUCCGGCGCACGGCAGCCAGCUCCGCCGUCAGCGUGUGCCAGCACUCCCGCCGGCCCCAGUACUUCUACACCUGGCUUCUCAACGUGCUCCUCGGUCUGCUGGUCCCUGUGGACGACGAGCACCCCAGCCCCCUUACGCUGGGGGCUCUGCUGACACUGCGCUACCUGAUGCCCCUGCUGCAGCAGCAGGUGAAGGACACCACCUUGAAGGGCAGCUUCGGAGUGACGCGCAAGGAGCCUGAUAUCUCGCCCACGCCCGAGCAGCUCGUCCAGGUGUUUGAGCUCACGCUGCAUUACACGCAACACCGCGACCACAAUGUGGUGACGGCCGCCCUGGAGCUGCUGCAGCAGGUGCUGCGCACCCCCCCGCCGGAGCUCCUCCGCGUGCUCAUCAGCCCCGGGAGCGUGCAGCGCGCCAGCGUGUCCCACGAGGAGGCCGAGAGCCGCGCACGCAGCGGCAGCAUCCUGGAGCUCAUCGCCGGAGGAGGGUCUUCAUGCAGUCCGCUUCUACUCAGGAAACAGAAAGGCAAGCUGCUCUCCGGAGAGGAGGAGGGGCUUGAGGAUGAGUCCGAGAGCAGGUCAGAGGUCAGCACAGGAGCCUUCACUGCCUCCGUUACCAGCGACGGCGCUGACGCCCCCCCUCCCUCGGCCUCCCUGGCCCCGGCUGACAUCAUCACGGAGCAGCCACGCUCCUCCCAGCGCGGCCUGCAGCCCGGCGACUCCGUGGAGCUGAGCGCCUCCUCUGAGCGCGGCUCGCCUGGCUCACCUGAGGAGGAGGGGGAGGAGGAGGAGGAAGUGGGCGAAGAAGAGGUGCUGAGCCCCAGCUCCGGCCCGGCCAGCGGCUCCGGCGGCCCUGAGGGCACCCUGCCUGCCUCGUCGCCCCCCAGCGACAGCUCCCAGACCACCACCGAGGGGCCCGACUCGGCCGUCACCCCCUCCGACUGCGCCGAGCUCGUUCUGGAUGGCAGUGAGAGUCAGUACUCGGGGAUGCAGAUCGGUACACUCCAGGAUGAAGAGGAGGAAAACGCAAACACCACUGCUGAGGAGACCUUGGAGUCCUUCUCCAGAACUGCCCUUGUAUUGAGCAAGCCUCACCUCAUGGAGAAUAAGGGUCACAGUCGGCAGUCGUCCGACAGCAGCGUGGACAGACUGGUGCUCAAGGAGGAGGUGGUGGAGCCCACAGAGCUGGAGAACAAGCCAUCGAGAAUAAAAGGAGAGAUCGGACACUACACAGACCCAAAGGCCGAGCCCCUGGUGCACUGUGUCCGCCUCUUGUCUGCAUCCUUCCUGCUCACGGGUCAGAAAGAUGGCCUGGUGCCAGACAAGGAGGUGCGGGUGAGUGUAAAGGCGCUGGCAGUGAGCUGCGUGGGGGCGGCCGCCGCCCUGCUCCCAGAAGCCUUCUUCAGCAGCCUGUACCGAGAGCCUCUGGAAGGGCUGCCGUCGGAUGAGCAGCAGUACGUGACCGACAUCCUGAAAUACGUCGAACACGGAGAUCCGCAGAUCCGUGGAUCCACUGCCAUCCUGUGCGGGACGGUCAUCCAUUCCGUCCUCACCAAGACCCGGUUCAAUGUGGAACCCUGGCUGGCUACAGUGAAAACCUCAACGGGAAACCCCUUGUCUGUAGUGGACCUCGUGCCUUUGCUGCAGAAGACAUUAAAGGAUGAGUCUUCCGUCACCUGCAAAAUGUCUUGUGCCGCCGUUAGGCACUGCAUCAUGGCCCUGUGCUGCAGCAGUUUCAGUGAACUGGGCCUGCAACUGGUCAUCGACCUCCUGACCCUGAGGGACUGCUCCUAUUGGCUGGUCAGGACCGAGCUGCUGGAGACGCUCGCCGAGAUGGAUUUUCGGUUAAUAAGUUUCCUGGAGAGGAAAACGGAGCGUUUGCAUAAGGGGGAGCACCACUACACUGGGCUGCUGAAGUUACAGGACAGGGUGCUGAAUGAUGUCAUCCUGUACCUGCUCGGGGAUGAGGACCCGCGAGUGCGUCAUGUGGCGGCUGCCACGGUCGGCAGACUCGUCUCCAGGCUGUUCUACGACUGUGACCAGGGCCAGGGGGAUCCAGUGGUAGCCAUCGCUCGGGACCAGAGCAGCGUGUACCUGCAGCUGCUGAUGCAUGAGAACCAGCCCCCAUCCCAGUUUACAGUCAGUACCAUCACCAGGACGUACAGAGGGUACAGCCUCUCGCCACACACCUCCGACAUCACCCUGGAGAACAGCCUGUCCCGGGUGAUCACGGCCGUGUCGCACACCCUCACCUCCUCCACCUCUCGCGCCCUCACGUUCGGCUGCUGCGAGGCCUUGUGCCUGCUGUCCUCUGCCUUCCCAGUGUGCACCUGGAGCGUGGGCUGGCAUUGUGGGUAUAUCGGCUCCUCCACCAAUCAGCAGAGCCGCUCGAGUCUCUACAAGAACAGGAGUCGUUCCUUCAGCCAGUCCCAGCCUGGUUCAGGUGAUGAUCUGAAGAAGACCUGCACCGUGGGCAUGGCUAACAUGGUGCUGUCACUGCUGACAUCCGCCUGGUUCCCGCUCGACCUCUCCGCCCACCAGGACGCCCUGCUCCUGAUGGGCAACCUGCUCGCAGCCGCUGCUCCCAAAUGCAUGAAGAGUCCCUGGUUGGGGGACGAGGAGUCCGCCUCCGGGAGUGCCAAGCAGGAGGAGGCGUGGCCGGCGCUGGGAGACCGCGCCGUGGCGGCCAUGUUGGAGCAGCUCUUCUCCCACCUGCUGAAGAUCAUCAAUAUCUGCGCGCAUGUUGUGGAUGAGGUGGCCCCGGGGCCUGCGGUGAAGGCCACCCUCCCUUCGCUGUCCAACACGCCGUCGCUGAGCCCCAUUAGGAGGAAGAGCAAAGAGAAGGAGCCGGUGGAAGCCAACGCUACCCCCAUGAGUCCCAAGAAGAGCGGUGAUGGCAGUCAGGCAGCUAGACCCACGGAGGGUACGGGGGCCGCCACUAUCAACAAGUCCACCUCGCUGGGCAGCUUCUGCCACCUGCCCCCCUACCUGAAGCUCUAUGACGUGUUGAAGGCCACCCACACCAACUACAAGGUGACACUAGACCUUCACAAUCCCAGCGAGAAGUUUGGCAGCUUCCUGAGGUCGGCGUUGGACGUGCUGUCCCAGCUGCUGGAACUGGCGACGCUGCAUGACAUCGGGAAGUGCGUAGAAGAAAUCCUGAGCUACUUGAAGUCUUGCUUCUCCAGAGAACCUACCAUGGCCACCGUGUGUGUGCAGCAGCUUCUCAAAACCCUUUUUGGAACCAACUUGGCCUCCCAGUAUGACGGCUCCUCGUCGAACCCCAGCAAGUCCCAGGGCAAGGGGCUGCGGCUGGGCUCUUCCAGCCUGCGGCCAGGACUCUACCACUACUGCUUCAUGGCCCCCUACACGCACUUCACCCAGGCGCUGGCCGACGCCAGCCUGCGCAACAUGGUGCAGGCCGACCUGGAGCAGGACACCUCCGGGUGGUUUGAUGUGAUGCAGAAGGUGUCCAACCAGCUUAGGUCCAGCAUCGCCAAUGUCACCCGACACAGAGGGGACAAGAACGCCAUCCACAAUCACAUCCGGCUCUUCGAGCCGCUGGUCAUCAAGGCUCUGAAGCAGUACACCACCAGCACGUCCGUCCUCCUGCAGAAGCAGGUCCUGGACCUGUUGGCGCAGCUCGUGCAACUCCGUGUCAACUACUGCCUGCUGGACUCAGACCAGGUGUUUAUUGGCUUUGUUCUCAAGCAGUUUGAGUACAUUGAGGUGGGACAGUUUCGGGAUUCCGAGGCCAUCGUACCCAACAUCUUCCUCUUCCUGGUGCUGCUGUCCUACGAGCGCUACCACUCCAAGCAGAUCAUCAGCAUCCCCAAGAUCAUCCAGCUGUGCGACGGCAUCAUGGCCAGCGGCCGCAAGGCUGUCACCCACGCGAUCCCCGCACUGCAGCCCAUCGUCCACGACCUGUUCGUGCUGCGCGGCUCCAACAAGGCGGACGCUGGCAAGGAGCUAGAGACCCAGAAGGAGGUGGUAGUGUCCAUGCUGCUGCGUCUCAUCCAGCACCACCAGGUUCUGGAGAUGUUCAUUCUGGUGCUGCAGCAGUGUCACAAGGAGAACGAGGACAAGUGGAAGAGGCUUUCCCGGCAGAUUGCCGACGUCAUACUGCCCAUGAUCGCCAAGCAACAGAUGCACUUGGACUCCCAUGAAGCCUUGGGAGUGCUGAACACGCUGUUUGAGACGGUGGCCCCUUCUUCCCUGCGGCCCGUGGACAUGCUCCUGAAGAGCAUGUUUGUCACCCCCGGUACCAUGUCGUCUGUAGGCACGGUGCAGCUGUGGGUGUCGGGCAUCCUGGCCGUGCUGCGCGUCCUCAUCUCCCAGUCCACCGAGGACAUCGUGCUGUCCCGCGUCCAGGAGCUCUCCCUGUCCCCCUUCCUCCUCUCCUGCGCCACCAUCCAGCUCCUCCGCCAGGACGCCGCCCCGGCGCCCUCUAGCGAGGAGGUCAACGGCGACUCUCAGCGGCACCUGCCGGAGGAGACCUUCGCUAGGUUCCUGCUGCAGCUGGUUGGGGUCCUGCUGGAGGACAUCUCCACCAAGCAGGUGAAGGUGGACAUGAGCGAACAGCAGCACACCUUCUACUGCCAGCAGCUGGGAACCCUGCUUAUGUGCCUCAUCCACAUCUUCAAGUCAGGGAUGUUCCGGAGAAUCACGGCAGCGGCCACCAAGCUGCUAAAGGCCGAGGCAGCUGAGGGCGCUUUCUACACCCUGGAGGGCCUGAACAGCACGGCUCACAGCCUCAUUCCCACGCACCCGGCACUGGUGCUGCUCUGGUGCCAGAUUCUGCUCAUCAUCAACUACACCAACUACACAUGGUGGUCUGAGGUGCAUCACACCCCCAGGAGACACAGUCUGUCCUGCACCAAGCUACUGAGCCCCCACUCAUCCGGAGACGGGCCGGAGGACAGACCGGAGGCCAAGCUGGCCGUCUGUAACAGGGAGGUCGUCCGCAGGGGCGCGCUCAUCCUCUUCUGCGACUACGUGUGCCAGAACCUGCACGACUCGGAACACCUGACCUGGCUCAUCGUGAACCACGUGCGAGACCUGAUCAGCCUUUCCCACGAGCCUCCAGUACAGGAUUUCAUCAGCGCCGUGCACCGCAACUCCGCGGCCAGCGGCCUCUUCAUCCAAGCCAUCCAGUCGCGCUGUGAGAACCUCUCCACUCCCACCAUGCUGAAAAAGACCCUGCAGUGCCUGGAGGGGAUCCACCUGAGCCAGUCGGGGGCCCUGCUGAUGCUGUACGUGGACAAGCUGAUCAACACGCCGUUCCGCGCGCUGGCGCGCGUGGUGGACACUCUGGCCUGCCGGCGCGUGGAGAUGCUGCUGGCCGAGACCUUGCAGAACAGCAUAGCCCAGCUGCCCCUGGAAGAGCUGGACAGGAUCCAGGAGUACCUUCAGAGCAGUGGCUUAGCUCAGAGGCAUCAGAGGCUCUUCUCCCUGCUGGACAGAUUUAGGGCGACCAUCGCGGAAGAUUCUGCUAGCCCAGGGCCCCCGGUCACCCCGCAUCCCCUGGAUGGAGAGCCUUCCCCAGCCCCAGAGACAGUCAUCCCCGACAAGGACUGGUACCUGGCUCUGGUCAAGUCCCAGUGCAGUGUGCACACUGACGCCGCCCUGCUAGAGACCACUGAGUUGCUCACCAAACUGCCCCAAGCAGAUCUCUCCACCAUUAUGAUGUGCAAGGAGUUUAACCUGAACUUGCUGUCCCCGUGUCUGAGCGUGGGGGUGCAGCGCCAGUCCCAGGAUCGUGGAAGCAUCCUUCUGGAGACCACCCUCCAGGUCACCCUGGAACACCUGGCCAGGACCGUGCAGCUCCUGCCCGUCCCGCACCAGCCCUUCCCCCCACCCACCGACCAAGUGACCUCCGACACUCUGACAUCCACCUACUGGGACAAGCUGGCAGACGUCUUCAGUGAGCUCGUUUUCUACCAGACUGUCAUGAGCCUUUGCAGGGCUAUCAGUCAGUACCUGCUGUCGCUGUGCAAGCUCCCUGCUUCCCAGCAGAUCCCUGCAGACAAAGAGGCUCUGAUCGUCAACUUUGCGGUGCUGGCCCUGGAGUUGGUGGUGUGGCGCCGCCUACAGGACCAGCCCAUGCUGAGCGUGGACGUACAGGCAGCCCUGUCCUGCUGCUGCCUGACCCUGCAGCAGCCCGGCCUCUGGGCCCACCUCGCUACUGCCUCACAUUCCAGCCAGGCCUGUUCCCUCAUCCGCUGCGUGCGGCUCCUCAUCGAAGCAGUGGCAGUGGAACCCGGGGACCAGCUCCUGCGGCCUGAGAGGAGGAAGACGACCUCGGACAGAGGCGGCGAGGAUGACCAGGUGGAUUCCUCGUCCCCAGCCGGUGCGUGCGUGCGGAGCGCGUGUGAGGUCACAGCGGAGCUGGUGGAGGCGCUUCAGAGCGUGCUGGCACUGGGCCACCCCAGGAGCAGCCGGAUCCCAGCCUUCCUCAUGCCCUCGCUCUGCAACAUCAUCAUCAGCCUGGCCAGGCUGCCGCUGGUCAACAGCUACGCCAGGGUGCCCCCACUGGUCUGGAAGCUGGGCUGGUCCCCCAGGCCGGCUGGAGAUUUUGGCACAACCCUGCCAGAAAUCCCUGUGGAGUUCCUGCAGGAGAAGGACGUCUUCAGGGAGUUCCUCUACCGCAUCAAUACCCUGGGGUGGAGCAGCCGGACGCAGUUCGAGGAGACCUGGGCGACGUUGCUGGGAGUGCUGGUCACUCAGCCCAUCACCAUGGACCAUGGAGAUGAGAGCCAGCAGGAGGAGGACCUGGAGCGGACGCAGAUCAACGUGCUUGCAGUCCAGGCCAUCACGUCUCUGGUGCUGAGCGCCAUGACGCUGCCCAUCGCCGGGAAUCCGGCAGUCAGCUGCCUGGAGCAGCAGCCCCGCAACAAGACCCUGAAAGCCCUCGAUACUCGGUUUGGUAGGAAGCUAUGUGUGAUCCGCGGUGUUGUGGAGCGUGAGAUCCAGGCCAUGGUGUCCAAGCGGGACAACAUCGCCACGCAUUUCCCCUACCAGGCCUGGGACCCCGUGCCCUCACUGUCCUCCUCAUCCACAGGUACCCUGAUCAGCCAUGAGAAACUGCUUCUCCAGAUCAACACCGAGAGGGAGCUGGGAAACAUGGAGUACAAGCUGGGUCAGGUGUCCAUCCACUCGGUCUGGCUAGGCAACAACAUCACACCCCUGAGGGAGGAGGAGUGGGGGGAAGAUGAGGAAGACGAGACGGACACCCCAGCGCCGGUGUCACCACCUACCUCUCCCAUCAACUCCAGGAAACACCGCGCCGGUGUGGACAUUCACUCCUGUUCCCAGUUCCUGCUGGAGCUCUACAGCCAGUGGAUCCUGCCCAGCAACCCAAGCCACAGGAAAACCCCAGUGGUGCUGAUCAGUGAGGUGGUGCGUUCGCUGCUGGCUGUAUCUGAUUUGUUCACGGAGAGGAACCAGUUCGAGAUGAUGUACAACACGCUGACCGAGCUGCAGAAGGUCCACCCUCCUGAAGACGAGAUUCUCAACCAGUACCUGGUACCGGCGAUUUGCAAGGCUGCUGCCGUUCUGGGCAUGGACAAGGCGACUGCAGAACCUGUGUGUCGUCUGCUGGAAGCCUCACUCCGCAGCACCCACCUGCCCAGCCGGAUCGGGGCGCUACACGGCGUCCUGUACGUGCUGGAGUGCGACCUCCUGGACGACACCGCCAGGCAGCUCAUCCCCUCCGUCUCUGACUACCUGCUGUCCAACCUGCGCUCCAUCGCUCACUGUGUGCAGCUGCACAACCAGCAGCACGUGUUGGUCAUGUGCGCCGCUGCCUUCUACAUGAUGGAGAACUACCCACUGGAUGUCGGCUCGGAGUUCACUGGCGGAGUCAUCCAGCUUUGCGGGGUGAUGGUGUCGGCCAGUGAGGAGUCCACGCCCUCCAUGGUGUACCACUGCGUGUUGCGGGGCAUGGAGCGCCUUCUGCUCUCAGAGCAGCUGUCCCGGCUAGACUCCGAGGCCCUGGUCAAGCUCAGUGUGGACCGGGUCAACAUGUCAAGCCCGCACCGGGCCAUGGCCGCCUUGGGUCUGAUGCUCACCUGCAUGUACACGGGGAAGGAGAAAUGCAGCCCCGGGCGAGUCGCCGACGCGGAGCCCACAGCCCCCGACAGCGAGUCUGUCAUUGUGGCUAUGGAACGUGUGUCUGUGCUCUUUGACAGGAUCCGGAAGGGCUUUCCUUUCGAGGCCCGUGUGGUCGCCCGCAUCCUGCCUCAGUUCUUGGAUGACUUCUUCCCCCCGCAGGACGUCAUGAACAAGGUCAUCGGAGAGUUCCUGUCCAAUCAGCAGCCAUACCCACAGUUCAUGGCAGCGGUGGUCUACAAGGUGUUCCAGACGCUGCAUGCCACGGGCCAGUCGUCCAUGGUGCGGGACUGGGUCCUGCUCUCCCUGUCCAAUUUCACACAGAGGACCCCGGUGGCCAUGGCCAUGUGGAGCCUCUCCUGCUUCUUUGUCAGCGCCUCCACCAGCCAGUGGAUCAGUGCCCUCCUGCCGCACGUCAUCAGCCGCAUGGGCAAGUCCGAGCUGGUCGACGUCAACCUCUUCUGCCUGGUGGCCAUAGACUUCUACAGGCACCAGAUCGACGAGGAGCUCGACCGCCGGGCGUUCCAGUCCGUCUUCGAGGUGGUCGCCUGCCCCGGCAGCCCCUACCACCGGCUGCUCGACAGCCUGCAGAACAUCCACCAGGUCACCACCUUCUGAGGGCCACCUGAGCCAAGAGCCAACAUGGAGUGCCGGCCGGCCUCCCAUCUGAGUGACCACUAGGGGGCAGGAGAGGGCAGGGGGUCGCAUCUGUGUGCCUCUGCCUUCAAACUCACCCCAAGACCCCCCUGACAGAAAGAUUCCCUCUUAGCACCACUAAAACGCGCCGGUUCUUAAUGGUUUUCGGCUCAGCUUGACCCACUUCCCCCUGCAUGGACUCGACACUACUGUGUCUACUGUCUCUCUCUCUCUCUCUCUCUCUCUCUCUCUCUCUCUCUCUCUCUCUCUCGCUCUCUCUGUCUGUCUGUCCCUCUGUACUUGAAACUGGAGCUGUUGUGAAUGAAAAAUGAAUCCUGACAUUCCCUUUAAGGGGGAACGCAAGUCAGACCUGUAGGAGAAGCGCCUAUGGUUAAAGAAAUAACUACUAUUUUUGAGUGCGUUUUGUUACUGAAGACUAAAUUGAACUGUAUAUGACUGGCCAGAAAAGCACUAUAUGCCCUGCCUGAUGUCCACAGUGGUCAAACUUGUAUUUUUUUAAUUGCCCCAUUAUUUCUCACUGUCCUUUAAAGAGUCCAGGUUUUCGUAAUUCCUUUAAGUCUCUGGAUAGCCAUAGACAGCUGGGACUGUGUUUAAGCGCAGUCGUCCCAUGGCCCGCUUGCAGUCAUUCCCUGUAUGCAGUUACCCAGCACAAUACAUGUGUCUGUCUCUGCAUGCUUGGGGUGGGGGGAGGGGGAGGAGGCACAUACUACAUAAGAGUGGCUUCUUUUGUCUUUUUUUUUUUUUUUUAAUUCUCAGGACGUAAGAAGAGAUUAUACUGACUGGAAGUGUCUUUUAACAGAAACCUUUCUAUAUCAUGUAUAGUAUGUACAAUUGUAAAACCUGUGCUGCAUGAGAUCUGUGUUUUAAAACAACAAAAAGGAAAAAGAAAGAGGGGAGGAAGAGUAGGAGAAGACGAAAGCUGGUACUGAGCGCAACUCUUUCCUCGGAUCUUUCUGUCGUGGCCCUCGGUCCUGCAAUCUAUAUAACUCACUGCGCCAAGCAAUAAACAAAAUGCUGCAUCCGGUAUGACUCUCCCUCUAUCAGCAACCACAAGCUUCUGUUCGGAGCCACGUUGACGUGAGAAUUGCGGCCUGACUGGAUUACGUGUAAAUACCAAGUACUAGCUACGUAAAUUGAAUACUUUGUGUAUAUUAGAGCUGCAGCAUGCUAGAAGUCCACUUUUGAAUGGAAAUGGAUAUUUUUUUAGGUUGGAAAGAGGCUACUUUGGUAGUGAAAGAAUGUUGCGUGGGUUAGCGUUGCCUGUAAGCUGGAGGGUCGUCACUGUCGCUUGCUGCAGUGUCCGCGAAUCCGCCUCACUCCACUUCUUUAAAGCUUUAAGCUGCGGUUCCUCAGUUCAGACUCGCACCAGAGCCCCUGCUUCACCUUAGUAACCAGAUUAAGUGCCUGUUAGCGCUUAAACAUGGAAUCUACACAGAGCUGCUGCCGUCUCUAAUCGUGUUGCUCAGUGGAAACCCGUAGCAGCAGAUUUAUUGGAUGCAAAGUCAUGGCAAGAUGAUCUAUAUUUUUGUUUUGUUUUCAACACCUGUAAGAGUGGUCAUUUCAUGGUAGACACUGACGUUGUGUGACACUGCACUUUGGAAGCUGUUUCCAACUGUAUAUUUCGAAUUCAAGCAAGGCUUUCAAAAUUGCUCGGAUUUAGCUGUGGAUUAACUUGCGGGUAAUCCCCUUAAUGCCUCAAGUCAGUUUGUAAGAUGCAGCUUCCUUGGAAUUAAACCAUGUGGCUCGUCAGACCUCUGUAACAAUACUGGAGAUUGUUUUCCUCAUUCCAUCGGGGUUCCUGAAUCCCUCAUUUUUUGAAAUGUGAAGCUUUAAGUUGUUCCCAUGUUUUGGCAGGGAAGUUCGACUUCAGCACAGAUCAUGUUAGCUGUUGGGGCUUUUUUCCUUUUUUUUUUUUUUUUUUUUGGUGGGGGGUCAGGGAUGCGUCUUGUGCGAUUGCCGUAGUCGCCGCUCAGACCUCGGACAUUUGUGCCCGUGGUGUUUUUCCUGUGCAAGGCUGUGAAAGGACGAAUCUGGAGCCUUUACACAAGAUUGGUCGCUGUUAUGCUUUCAUAUUACGAGAGGAGAUUGUAUUACAUUUUAUGUCAUGUUUUAACAUUUACGUGAAAAAAAAAAUAUGUAAAACAAUAAAAUGUUUUAAAUUGAA
Molecule: messenger RNA, 11837 nt
Organism: Brienomyrus brachyistius
Lineage: Eukaryota; Metazoa; Chordata; Actinopteri; Osteoglossiformes; Mormyridae
Gene: htt
Product: huntingtin
Cellular component (GO): cytoplasm; nucleus
Source: RefSeq, a predicted model, not a curated record